Messenger RNA from Anolis carolinensis (green anole), 6272 nucleotides. RefSeq lists its product as uncharacterized. NCBI's taxonomy places the organism in Eukaryota, Metazoa, Chordata, Lepidosauria, Squamata, Anolidae. The record is from RefSeq and is a predicted model, not a curated record. The coding region runs from base 4284 to 5984 and encodes 566 amino acids. The transcript has 2 exons. Gene Ontology annotation, molecular function: zinc ion binding; nucleic acid binding.
ACAAUGUAGAGAAAGUUCUACUUUCCGCUUCUGUGUAUUGGUAUUAAGGUGGAGUUUUCUUCUUUGGCCACAGUGUGGAGCUGAUCGCACAUUUUUGAACAAAUGGCAGCAAAUGUUGGGUAUUUUAUGGCUAUGUGUGCAAUGCAUGUCUUUAUUUUUUAAUUACUUUUUUGUUUUUAAGGGAGGUUAGAUAGGAGAUUAGCACUGGUGUCAUUUGUUGCUAUGGCAACACCCUAUAGAGUCAGAAAGCUGCUUUAUUAUUAGUCAGAUUGAUGAACUUUCUUUAAGAGCUACUUGACAAUGAAUUGCCACUGAUAGGAAAAAGGUGAAAUAUUUUGGAAAAAUAAUAGUAGGGUCAGGUGCCAAGUGAUUCCACCAAGGGAAGGCUUUUCUGGCACAAUGAGCAGCCUUACUAACAAAGUUGAAUGACCAUACCAUAAGAUCACACUUUGACAUUCCAAAUCAUUAAGUUCUUAUAUGUCUUGAGCAAUGGAAGCCUCUGCUCUUGAAAGCCUUAGUUUAAGGAAGAAUGUGAUUUGGUUUUGAUCUGCUGAUGUUUUAAAGUGUAGUGUUCAAAGGUAAUGUUUAAAUUGUGUUUUUUGUAUUGUAUGAAACAGACCUAGUUCUCAGCUGUGUGGACAGUGUCCCCAGUUAUCUUCUCUGCCAUACUGGUGGUUGCUCCCUAAUGUUGGUAGACCCAUUGCCACGUGAUUAUGAACUUACCAUCCAAUGAGAAAACUAGUAGCAGCAUGGGCAGGAGCCAUGGAACACUGCAUAUUAGCAAUCACUUGUGGAACAAGGGUGUGUGAAUAUUAUGCAAAACAGACCCAAAAAAAGAGUCAGGUGUGACCUCCAAUUUCCUGGCUAGCUUCGGAAACAGGACCCCUCCCCCUCCACAAAGCGGCAUUGCCAAUGUCUCCUUUCCCCCCACCUCCUCACAAUGUGCUCAAAAUGCCAGAAUUUCCACUUCAGCCUCACCCUUAGAACUUUGGAAUGGGGAUUCACUCAAGUAAAAUUUCAAUCCCAUAGAGACACAAUGAAUUCUCCCCAAAAGAAAUUCAAGCCAAUCACCCCAGGACUUGUAUCUAUUUCCCCAUCAAGGAACUUGCCCCUUCCCAGCCGUUUCAGAAACACCCCUUUGGCAGAAAGGGGUUGGCACAGAAACAGAAGACAGACUGAAGAUCAUUACAAUAAAAAAAACUUUAUUAAGUUUUCCACCAUACUGAAUAGCAAUCACAAGCUGUAAAUAUGACAACAAUGAAUAUACCUUGAACCAGUGAAACUACGGAUCAUAAUUUGUAUGAAUCAAAGCAAUGUCUGUUGUUUACCAAUGUCUAUAAAAUGCCCAUUUCUGAGAAUGUGAGGCAUGUCAGAUUUGGUAAAAAUUUCCCUGACAUCCUGCUUUGGUUAACCGAAGUUUAAAGUGAUCUCUGACUCUUCCCUCCACCUUGCGUGUCAUUAUUAGAAUUGAUCAGAGCUUGGCAUGCUGGGUAAACCCUGAGAUUUUGGACAACAUGAAUACUGUGAGCCUCCAGAUGGUAUUGGAUUGCACAUUCAGUAUGGUCAGUCAUGAGGAAUUUCAAUUCAGCAAUAUCUGGAGGACCAUAGAGUACCACACCAGGUGGAGAUGUUAUGAAGAGCGGUGGACAACCCUGUUAUUGUUUGCUGUGAAGUUGGCUGUAAUAUAUGGCAACCCCAUCAUGCAAAACUGCCAAGAAACCCAGUUCUGGUCUUCCAAACUCAGGGCCAAGAUGCCCUUGACUGAAUCAAUCCAAACACACUGCAAUUUUCCUUUUUUAAGGUAAUCUCUUUAGUAUUGUAUUAAAUAGGAAAUACUCUGAAGAAGGUAAGAACAGGAAGAGAAACUAUUUUCCCCCCUUUUAGAACCUCCUCCUUCCUAGCCUAACUCCACUCAGUACCACAAAACUUCUUUUUAAAGCUUGCCACAAUUGGAAAUAGGACUCAGAAUACCCUACAAUAGUUUCAUAUUAUUGGCUACAUGAAACUACCAUCCUGCAGCAUUUGUGCAAUUACAUAUUUCCAAGAGCUUACUGGAUGAUCACUCCAGGUAUUGUAUGUCUUUUGGUCAUGUGACAGUAACACCCCACCACUAUGUGGUCUGGUGACUGAACCUCUUGUCAGGAGUUCUGUACCUCCAUAAAUUUUUUAUUUACAUUAUUUUAAAAAGUCCUAUAUUUCUUAGAAAUCAUGACUCACAGAUCAAGAUAACAAAAUCUCUUCUUGAUGCAAUGGAGAUUCUGAUGCCAUUAUUAUGUUUCUGCAUGCAGUGUAUAUUUGCAGAGCAUGAUUGCACAUCAGUAAGCAAUGUGAAAUGAAUAUAUUAUACAUAUAUAUGAGUGUAUAUAUGCAUUGGUACAUGUCUAAUGUAAAUUAGUUCUAAUGUAACUUACUGCCUGAGCCUACAGUCUGCCCAAAAGAAAAAAAAAGCAAUGUAACAUCAGGGGUCUAUUCAGUCUUUUGAUUUUACAAUCUCCCAAUAUAUGAAGCUGAAACAAACAUUGCUAUUCUUUUGAAUAUGGUGGGUUAGAAUUGGUGCACUUUGUCUUUAUACCUUUUGGAGUGAAGUUUUUUUUUAACUUUUGCUGUGGUUUAUAACUAGAUUGGAGCUUGCACUUAGUGGAAUCAAAAUACAUGGAGUUCAGUGUGAAUUUAUAAUUGAGAAAUUUAGCUUUGAAUAUGAGCAUAAACUACUUUAUAUGCUGUAUUUCAUUGUUUGGGGUUAUAUUUAACCACAAAGCUCCAAGUUCAAUCCAUGGAUUGGAAUAAGCAUUUUAGAUUACUACAAAGAAUGGUAAUUUAGACUGAAAAUCAUUAGGUUGAAUUCAUAUCAUUAUAACUGGAAACCAAAGAAAUGUAUUAGGUGUGUGCGCCCGUGAGUUUAAAAAUGCCUAAUGGGAUUUUGAAAACACUGCUUCUUUAAACAGCAGGUCCUUAUGGCUUAAUACAAUCUCCUAUUCAAACUCUUUUCAAAAGCACAGAGGGUUGGUGUUUUGAGAUGCACAAAUUCAAACUCCAUAGGGGGUUGCAUGACACCAGUUAUGUGGUUCACAAAAACCCAAAUGAUUUCUGCAUUGGAAUGGAGUGGGGAAUGCUUAUGAAAGUUUUCUGGAAUGACCUUCUAGCAUAAUGCUUAUGGGCUCCUGGAGUACACACCAUAUGUGUCGGCAUGCAGAUAGUGUGGGGAAUUUGUUGAGGAGGCAAUAGGUUUCAUUCAAACUAGUAUUGAAAAGGGGUGUGUGAUCCUUGAUGGAUAAUUUAUUUAACUGAAUACUUUCUAACAUCAGUGGCAAAUCUUUUUGUCCCUUGUGAAUAACUGCAUUUCUUUGGAGGGGAUUAGUCCGUAUUCCAGUAGUAAGUGGCAACAGAAUGAAAAGUGGAUGAAGUCACAAAAUCCUCUUCUCUCUUACUUCCUCCUCCUUCUCUCUGCCCAGCAAGAACUUCUGGAUUCAACUUCUGGUAAUCUGACUUUUGGCUCUGGCAUCAUUGCUUGUUUGAACUUCCUGUUUCUGACCCAGGACCAGAGUUUUGGAUAUUCUGCUGUUUUUAAGGACUCUGGUAAUUGGUUUUUCUGACCCUGGACUGUUGACAUUGGCUAGUUUACUUAUUUCAGUGAGUUUGUUUGGAAUUUGCUUUUAAGCAGCAGCUUUGUUUAUGACAAUACCUUGUAAUUGUCCCAGCUUUGCAGGAAGUUUUACUUAAUCCUUUGAUUCCCAAUUUUCCAGCUGCUUUUAAAAUGCCCUGGUUCCUCCCUCCUCCUGCCAUUUCUCUCCUCAAUGCUUGUCUUACUUCAACUUUUAUUUUAACUCUGUAUAACUUGUUGUAUGUCUCAGCAAGGGCAAAGAGAGUGUCAUGGAACCCAGUUACAGGGCUUUGGUAAUUCAGCCCUGUAACUGGGAGUCAUAACAUAAACAAUCCCAGGAGCACCUGGCAGAAGAAGAUAGAAUAUGCCUGGGAACUUGGGGCCGAAAGUAUAAACAAUUAUAAUUGGUCUAGUGUGUGAAAAUGGUAGUAAUGUGAUAUUGGGGGUGGGACUUGAUGAUGAUAUUUACGUGUGGUGUUACGUAGCAUCAAAAGUUAUAAAAAUAGUUGUAUGUAAACAUUGGGUCAUUCCUGACUUUUCCAAAGUCAUGUGUUCUUCAAUAAAGAUUGGAUUUGAGAGCAGCCAUCUCUGAUCUGCGUUCAGACUGAUCCUUUGAAGUGAGCAGGACAAUUAAGUCAGGAAUCCAGUUCUCACCCUCCUGCAAAUUUGCAGUGAAGUGAUAAUGAGCAGGGAAGGAGAUCAAAGCCAUGACGGAGCAAAGGGGCCUCCGCUGGGAGCUCUGCCGUUGGCAGAAGAGACAUUGCAAGCCAUAGCUUCCUCUACGGGGUACCCCAAGCCAGACGGCGUGACCCAGAGGAUUCCCAGAGGGGGAAGAGGCGUUCCGGCGGCGGCAGAAACCAGUUGGGGAUCUGGAGGAAGCAUGCCGGAGACCGUGGCCCAGCGGUUAUCCAUCCUGGAAACUCAUUUAUCCAGGCUGUCGGAUACCGUGGGGAGAAUAGUGCCAAUAUUGGAAGAGAAUCUCCAAAAAGAGCACAUCCGAUAUGGCGCCGAGAGAGAGCCAAGCAAAGGAGGCGAUUGGAGCCAGAGGGGACAGCGAGCUUCAACGCAGAGUCCCGCGGCGGCAAGGGACGAGGGAGACGAGGAAUAUUGGCAAGAGCUGGAGUUCCGGGACAGAAUGGCGCGCGAAGUGGAGCGCCAGCAAGCUCUGGGAACUCUGAGGCCGCCAACCCCAACAGAGCUCCCAACCCCCCGAAUGGGCGUCGGAGUAGAAAGACCACUGGGGCCAGGGAUCGGGUCCAGUGGAUUAGCUGACGAAGGCGGAGAGGAGCAGGAGAUCCAGGAAGAGGAGGAGGAUGUGCCGUACGACGGGGAAAGGCGAGAUGCGGGGGCUACAGCGAGGCCAGUAUGCGGAUGGGGGGAAGGGCCGACAGCGGCGGCAGGAUUUCGGGAGCCGCGCAGAAUGACCACCGGAGUGGGGCGCGGCGUGAUCCAAGGAAACCCGAUGCAACCCUUCCCCAUGCCUCCCAGACAGCAUCAACGGGCCGCUGAAUGGAUGCCAAGAAGGGAAGAUCUCAAGCUAGAAUACGGAGGGGAAUCAGCCGAACUGAACUUUUUUCUAAUUAGCAUCAGGGGAUACAUGGAAGACAAUGCACACACAUUCCCCUCCGAAGCAAGCAGGGUUCGGGCCAUCGGCAACACACUAAAGAGAGGAGCGGCCAGCUGGUAUGUGCAACUACAUGCCAGACAGGACCCAUGCCUGAGGUCAGUGCCCCGCUUCCUCGCCGCACUGGAAAACCGGUUCAGAGACCGGCUAGAGCAAUUGAGAGCUCGAGACCAGCUUAGAGGAAUAAAGCAGAGGGACAAAACGGUGCCCGAGUACGCAGAAGAAUUCCUCCACCUCGCGGAAAGGGUACCAGAGUGGUCUGAAGUGACCAAAGUGGAAUUAUUUAAAGAGGGACUACGCCCCGAGAUUUUCAGCUGGGCAGCGCACAGAGAUGACCCCGAAACGCUCCAGGGAUGGAUUCAACUAGCGGGGCGCGUUGAAUCCACCCUGGCCCAAGUAAAGCGCUUCAGGAGCAGCGGCGGCCAGCAAAGACCGGUGGCGAGAGGUCGAGGAGAAACGAGGAAGCAGGAAAGACCCGGAGGGAGGCCGGGGAUUCCCUCCAGAGGAGACGACAACAAACCUAAACCGGGAUGCUUUGUAUGUGGGAAGACGGGCCAUCGAGCAGCAGAAUGCUGGGCACGGAAGGGGGAGCCGCCAAAACCCUCAAAGCCCAAGCCAGCAACCGGGAGGCGUGCGGAGGAGGAGGUGCAAGCCCCAGAAUCUCCAGAAAAAUUGGCUUGUGAUGAAAGAAGAACCGAAGAGGAGGACGAAGAAAAGGAGGGCACCAUGUCAUGGAACCCAGUUACAGGGCUUUGGUAAUUCAGCCCUGUAACUGGGAGUCAUAACAUAAACAAUCCCAGGAGCACCUGGCAGAAGAAGAUAGAAUAUGCCUGGGAACUUGGGGCCGAAAGUAUAAACAAUUAUAAUUGGUCUAGUGUGUGAAAAUGGUAGUAAUGUGAUAUUGGGGGUGGGACUUGAUGAUGAUAUUUACGUGUGGUGUUACGUAGCAUCAAAAGUUAUAAAAAUAGUUGUAUGUAAACAUUGGGUCAUUCCUGACUUUUCCAAAGUCAUGUGUUCUUCAAUAAAGAUUGGAUUUGAGAGCAGCCA